This is a messenger RNA of Nelumbo nucifera (sacred lotus), 2198 nucleotides long. NCBI's taxonomy places the organism in Eukaryota, Viridiplantae, Streptophyta, Magnoliopsida, Proteales, Nelumbonaceae. The record is from RefSeq and is a predicted model, not a curated record.
CUUCUACUUCUGUUACCUUUGUCUGAACAACGGACUCUGCUCUGUCGUGCUUCACGAACCAGGUGCUGACCUGAAUUGAAGCUUCAGGUAGUUCAGAAUCAGAGCUAGGGUUUCUUCUAACUGAAAAUCUCUGUUGUAGUAGGGUUUCGGUCUUGAUAACGAAACAGUUAUUUAGAGCUUUCUGAAAAUUCGAAUUUUGGCGGCUCUUAUUUAGUUCUGAAAUCCAUGGGAAUCGGAGCAUUUCUCAAUCCUUUCGGAAGCCACUUGAAGCAUUCCGUUCUCCAAGCAUAACCCUAAUCUUCGGUUUUGGGAGGUCAGUUUGAUAUGGAUAUCUUUUAUCUCACUUCCGUAGUGAAGGAAAUGGAAAAUGUUGCACAUGUUGCAGAGGGGAUAUGGGGGUUUAGGUUCUGAGAAUUAUCUCUGACCUGUCUCUUCGAGCUUGGAAGGUUUAGUUACCAAAUGGACUCUGAGAGCGGGGCUGUUUUGGAAAAUGGGAAUGGUAUUGUUGAGGAAAGUUCUCCCAUGGACAAUGGUGUUGUUGAGGAAACUUCUCCCAUGGAAAAUGUAGUUCUGAAUAUAAACAAGGAAAACGAGAACGCUGACAAUGAUGUAGAUAUGUCGCAAGUAAAUGGAGUUUCUGAAGAUGCAUCCCAAAUUGAAGGAAUUAACUCUUCUGGAGAGGAGGUCGAAAGCUCUAAGACUGUUUCAAUAACAAAAGGGUCGAAUACUUUAAAGAAACCUGGAUCUGGUCGUGACAAUGGCUUGAAGAACACUAAAACACCUAAGGAUCAAGCUAAUGGGAAAGUUCCAAUUUCAUUUUCUCGAACUCAGAGGCCAAGCAUGUCUCAAAGUCUUUCCUUCCCUUCAAGGGGGAUGCUUACCAUUGGUUUGAAGAAGAGCUUUGAUGUCAAGUCGGUGAAAUUGGAUUCUAAACACACCCGAGCAAAUGACACAGAAAGUGAGGCCUCAGUUUCGAAUGGACAUGCCACUUCAUCAACUUCUCGUGUAAAUAAUCUCAACAGGAAAGCCUCCAACGGGGUGAGUUCUGUGGAUGCUAAAUCAAAUGGUGGUGGGUUUUCUGCCCGACGGACCACUUUAACAUCUGCUUCUAGCAUCCGACGUUCUGUGGUUAGCAAAUCUGUUUCCUUAGAUGCAACUGGCAGUCGACCACAACCCAAAGAACACCCAUCAAAUGGUCAAGAUCUAAAGCUAAUGAAACAAGCAUUGCCUGUUAAACAUGAUGAGGAUGCACAAUCUACCACCUCAAGCACUACCCCUCGUGGGAUACGGAAAAGCACAGGGUCUGGAUUUGCCUUCAGACUGGACGAGCGAGCAGAAAAACGAAAAGAGUUCUUUUCAAAACUAGAAGAGAAGAUUCAUGCAAAGGAAUUGGAGAAAAACAACUUGCAGGAAAAAACAAAGGAGAGUCAGGAGGCAGAGAUCAAACAACUAAGAAAGAGUUUGACAUUUAAAGCUACACCAAUGCCAUGUUUCUAUAAAGAACCUCCUCCAAAGGUUGAGCUAAAGAAGAUACCAACCACACGUGCUGUAUCACCAAAGCUUGGAAGGCACAAAAGCUCUGCGGACAACCAUUCAGAAGGGUCUUGUCAAAGCCCACGUCCGGACCUGGAAGCCAAGAAGUCAGCCAGAGGAGCAACAAACACUACUGGAGAUUCCACUGGUUUGAAGAAGCCCGUUAGAAAGUCAAUCUCCAAGCUUUCAUCUUUGAAGUCCGCUGAUACAAAGACUGAAGUGAAGCCUCUCAAGUCAAAACCAAAGACCAUAGAGGCAGAACAUGACAGCCAGGAAGCUUGCAUAGGAGAAACUGAAGAAGAUCAAAACAAACCCAUUGAUUCUUCCCUCAGAAUUGAAGCUACAGCUGGGAAGGGGUCUAUUGAGAAUUCCGCAGAGAAUGAUGUGUCAAUGCUUUUACCUGAUUCUGGGAUUACUUCUGAUGAAGUUGUUAAAGGUUAAAUAUAUCAUUCUUCAUACUCUUGCUUCUUCAUUGUGCAGAUUGGAAGUUGAAGCUGUUGUGAAUAGAUAGGGUGAGUGAGUUUUUAUGCAGUUACUGCUUCCUGACAGAUUAAGGUAAAUGUAAUUGUGCUUGUAUUUUACUCUUUUCAGCAAGCAAUUAGCUGAUUUUAACGAUUGUUCACGAUUUUAUAGGCUUUCUGAUGAAAUUAACAAUCUUUUUCUCA